This is a messenger RNA of Rhizophagus irregularis DAOM 181602=DAOM 197198, 1104 nucleotides long. RefSeq lists its product as uncharacterized. Lineage: Eukaryota; Fungi; Glomeromycota; Glomeromycetes; Glomerales; Glomeraceae. Gene Ontology annotation, biological process: mitochondrial transport; carnitine transmembrane transport. The record is from RefSeq and is a predicted model, not a curated record. Gene Ontology annotation, cellular component: mitochondrial envelope. Gene Ontology annotation, molecular function: O-acyl-L-carnitine transmembrane transporter activity.
UUCUUUAAAAUCAAUGAAAUUACACUACAGCAAUAUUAACAGUACGCCGCCAUGUCGACAGAAGUCACCGCACUCGAACCCGCUACUCUCAUACAGCCCGAGGAAGCUGUAGAGGUUAAAAAAGAACAAACUACAAGUAGUGCUAAAUCUUUUCUAGCGGGUGGGUUCGGUGGAGUUACCUGUGUUCUUGUUGGUCAACCAUUCGAUUUGAUUAAGGUUCGCUUGCAAACAGCACCCGAAGGAGCAUAUACGGGAAUGGUUGAUGCAACAAAACAAAUAAUUGCAAAGGAUGGAUUUCGUGGUUUAUACAGGGGUAUGGGGCCUCCAUUAGUGGGCAUCACACCAAUUUUCGCAAUAAGUUUUUGGUCUUACAACCUCGGUAAAAAAAUCGUCUUGUGGGCGAAUCCCAAUCGUUCUUCUCCAGAUCUUAGCAUUACAGAAUUGAUGGUUGCAGGUGGAAUAUCCGCGGGACCAACCACAUUGAUAAUGUCACCAGUUGAACGAGUUAAAGUUUUAUUACAAAUUCAAGGACAGGGAGGAGAAAAUAAAUACAAGGGCCCAAUUGAUGUUGUAAGACAGCUUUAUAAGGAAGGAGGUCUGAGGAGUAUUUAUCGUGGAGUUGGGGCUACAUUAGCACGGGAUGGACCAGGAUCAGCUGCUUAUUUUGGAGCAUAUGAGCUUACUAAGAGAUUAUUGACACCUGCAAAUGCUACUCCUGAUUCUUUAAAUCCUGCAGCAGUUUUAUUUGCUGGUGGUAUGGCCGGAGUUGCUAUGUGGUCAAUUGCGAUUCCGCCCGAUGUUAUCAAGUCUCGAUUACAAACAGCUCCACCAGGUACCUAUAAAAAUGCUUUUGAUUGUUUACGUAAAACGAUUGCACAAGAUGGUACAAAAGCAUUGUUCAAAGGCAUUGGACCAGCUUUAUUUAGAGCUUUUCCGGCUAAUGCAGCGACGUUUUUGGGUUAUGAAGCUAGCUUAAAGAUUAUGAAUUUACUCUGGUAAAAAAAAAACUAAAUUAAAUAUGCAGCAUUAAUAAACAAGAAACAAUAAAAAAUUCAAUAUAUUCAAUUGUUUACAAACUAUAUUUAUUAUUGUUUUUUUUACAUG